Molecule: messenger RNA, 1995 nt
Organism: Saccharomycopsis crataegensis
Lineage: Eukaryota; Fungi; Ascomycota; Saccharomycetes; Ascoideales; Saccharomycopsidaceae
Product: ferric reductase family protein
Exons: 1
Coding region: 1-1995 (664 amino acids)
Biological process (GO): copper ion import; iron ion transport; intracellular iron ion homeostasis
Cellular component (GO): plasma membrane
Molecular function (GO): ferric-chelate reductase activity
Source: RefSeq, a predicted model, not a curated record
AUGACCAUUCCAUAUAAAGAGCAGUACUAUGUUGAGCAAAAGAGAAAUUCUAAAUUUGAAUGGUUGAGCUUUGCUAUUCCUUUUAUAAUAUUAAUCUUUCAUGGUAUUAUAAUUCAUUGGAUACCAUAUUACUUGAGAAACAAAAGGGAUAAUAAUGGUCUCACCAACAAGGGAUAUUUCAAAUUCCUUAAAUUCCUGAAGUUCUUGGGUUCUAGUAUCGCUAUUCCAACUCCGUGGAGGAAGAAUAUAAAAAAUAUUUAUAUUCAGCCAUCCUUGCACUUAGGAUACUGGAUUUAUUUUUUGUUGUUGGUCAUAUUCUCAUUUGCACAAACUGCAGACAUUACUUACAUUCCUCGCCAUUAUGUGAUUGGCAAAAGAUUGGGGAAAUUGGCGACCGGCCAAACAACAUCUUUGUUCCUAUUUUUAGUCAAGAACGAUUUUCUUUCUUCCAUUACUGCUGUGCAGCCUGAAAGAUUAAUUAGAUUCCACAUUUGGGUCGGUAGGACCUGUUGGUUGUUGGCUACAAUGCACCUUUAUCUUUGUGCUUCAUAUUGGCUUGACAUGGGUAUCACAAUCAUGAUCUAUAUCCCGCCUCAAUACUUCGGAAUGAUUUCCUAUGCCUCAUGCUCAUUAUUAACUUGGGCUUCAUUUAGAUUUAUCAGAAAACUAUCUUUUGAAUUUUUUUUGAUUCAACAUAGGGUGCUUUCUGCAUUGAUGAUGUUAUUUUUGAUUUUCCACAACAGUUCCAGUAGAUUGGGUGCCAUUAUUUCGGUGCAUUUAUUGGUCUUAGACAAAAUAGUUAGCAUGGUAUUAGGAAUGAUUCAGAAAGCAAAAUCCCCAUCCAUGAUGAUAUCUAAAGUUGAGGUAUUUGAUGAGGAAACAGUCAUGGUCACUAUUCCAAUGCAUAUAACAAAGGAGAGAGAAUGCGAGGCUUGGUGGUCUUACAUCAUUCCUCAAUUUGGCACCUGGAAAGCUGGUCAAUACAUUAUGCUCAAUAUAAAUUCAAUUAGCUUAGGUCAAUGGCAUCCAUUCACAAUCUGCUCAUUGCCUUCUUCAGGUAAAAUAAAACUCUUGAUUAGAAAGAAAAAAGGGUUUACAAGAAAGCUUCUCAAAAAAGCUAUUGUACCAGAAGAUGGUUCACUGAAACAUUCUCCAAAGACAACAAAGAUUCAAAAUUUGAAGCUCCUGGUGGAAGCGAAAAUCAUCCCUUCAGUCACUCCGAUAUAUAAUAAUAUAAAAGGGCUUUUAAAAUUAGGAAAAUCCUCCGCAAAUAAACAUUUUGAAUUUGAAGAAAAUUCUAUUACCUUCCAAGCUAGUAUACAAGGUCCAUACGGGGCAAAUUUCCAAAAGCUAAUUACAUUCGAUUCAGUAUUAUUCAUGUGUGCCGGAAGCGGUGGCUCUGUUGCUUUCCCGAUUUGUUGUGAUUUGUUGCGGGAAAUUCAAAGAAGAGACUCUAUUGGAGAUUUUGGAUAUAGACCACUCAACCCAGUUGUCAACCUUUUAUGGUCAGUGAAAAAAGAGGCUAAUAUAAUAUGGUAUAAGCAUAUUAUUGACGAGCUAAUACCUUUUUUGCGAAAUGGGAAACUCAGUCUUACUAUUCACAUAACCUCUGCAAAUAAUGAAAUUAACAUUCCAAAAGAUUGUGAUUCUUUAAUUGAUAAUUCAUCUAAAGAAUAUGGAAAUAACACUAGUCAAAUAAGCGAUAUUACCUACCCCAAGGUGGUUAUAGAGAAGACCAAAGAAGCCACUGAGUUUUUGAAGUUUAUUAAGGAAACAGGAUUGGUUGAUAUCCAAUAUCUGAGAAUUGAUAUCAAGAGUAAUAUUGCCAGCAGCACAAAUUCUGUGAUCAAAAAGUCUACUUCAUCGUCACAAAAAUGUUUGGCGGUAGUAGGUUGUGGGCCAGCAGAAAUGACUAAUAUUAUGAAACAAGAAUGUCAGAAAAACAUAAGAAUAAAGGACUCUCCGGAUAUAUACUGUUUUUUUGAGUCUUUCUGA